Messenger RNA from Naegleria fowleri, 765 nucleotides. RefSeq lists its product as uncharacterized. Bases 1 to 765 code for a protein of 254 amino acids. The transcript has a single exon. Lineage: Eukaryota; Heterolobosea; Eutetramitea; Acrasida; Naegleriidae. The record is from RefSeq and is a predicted model, not a curated record.
AUGCCAGCUGUCAACGAAGAACUAGUUCCUCUCUUAGUGCCACCAAUUCACAGAACCGACUUACCCUCACAAGUUCAAUGUCCACAACCAACAACAAGUCCUUCUCUUCAAUGGACACCUGGCUGUACCUCCAUUCCCAUUCUAAAUUCGAUCAACAACAUUCAAAAGAUUUUCUCCACCUCCUAUUCCAGAACUCUAAGGACACGUUUAAACAGUGAUUCUUUUCCACAACAUCUCAUAAACUCAUCAUUUGGUGCCACCAUCGGAAGCUCUCUUUCCACAAGUUUGAACGAAAUGAAUCAAACUUUGGACGCUUAUUAUGAACGAGUUCAACAAGCUCAAUCGCAGUUCAAACUCUUAUGGCUCCUCUUCGUUCUGAUCUUUCUUCUCACUUUUGGUCUCGGAAUCAUCUUGGUGAUUAUCUUGUCCUAUUAUUUCACUCAUCACAUGAAUCAACGGUUGAGCGAUCAAUUCGUUCGUGAAGUGAAACCCAAACUGAAACAAAUUCUUGAAAGAGAAAAUGUAAAAUUGAAGAGAGUUGGUUUGGAAUUAGUGGGCCAGCAUAAGAGAGUGCCAUUCGUUUCGAGUGGGAGAAAUCCUAGAGGGAGAAGAAGAAGAGAAAACACAUGGUUUGCUGAUGUCUAUGAAAUUGAACUCUUUAGCAAUUUGUGGAAUAGCCAGAACGCCAAUGUUGUGGUAAUUUCUAAUAUCGGAAGCAAUGACAUGUUGUCUUUGGCUCAUUCGGACUCUUAUUAUCAACAAUAA